CUUUGCCAUGAGUGCUCCUAUAGUCAUCUGCCAAAGCUCAAAGUGUCCGCACGGAAACCCCCCCUCUCGUCUGGAAUGUCCGACAUGCCAUAAACUCGGGAUCCAGGGCUCCUUUUUCUGCGGACAGGAUUGCUUCAAGGCCGACUGUGAGUCUAAAACGCACAAGCUCGUCCACGAGCUCGCCACUCCUCGUCAGCUGCUGCUUGAUGACCCAUCGAUCAACAAAAAUGGCACAUUCAAUCCCUUUCAUGGGUAUCGCUUCUCCGGAAGUUUGCGUCCUGUAUAUCCUCUGUCGCCUCCUCGAACUGUCCCCGAACAUAUCCCUAAGCCUGAUUAUGCCGAAGACGGCAUCCCGACUUCCGAAAGCAGGCGAGCAGGACAACCGCCCCGUAUAUUGUCUACAGAAGACCAGGAAAAAAUGAGAAAGGUUUGCAAGCUUGCUAGAGAAGUCCUUGACAUCGCUGCUUCGCACAUCCGUCCCGGGAUCACUACAGACGAUAUAGAUGCCGUUGUCCACCAAGCCGCUAUCGAACGGAACGCAUAUCCGUCCCCGCUGAACUACCGACAUUUUCCCAAAUCAGUCUGCACCUCCGUGAAUGAGGCCAUCUGUCACGGGAUCCCGGAUCAGCGUAGAUUACAAGAAGGCGAUAUUAUCAAUAUUGAUGUCACUCUCUAUUACGAUGGAUUCCACGGCGACCUGAACGAGACAUAUCCUGUGGGCAGAAUAGAUGAUGACUCCAGGAAAUUGAUUCGCGUAGCAAGGGAAUGCUUAGAUGAAUCUAUAAAGCUAUGCAGGCCUGGCGCCCUUUUCCGCGAUCUGGGCAAGACAAUUGAACCUAUCGCACGAGCGAAUGGGUGUUCAGUCGUACGAACAUACACUGGACACGGGAUCAACGAUCUCUUCCACUCUUCACCCAACGUUCCUCACUAUUCAAAAAACAAGGCUAUUGGUACCAUGAAGCCAGGCAUGACGUUUACAAUUGAGCCUAUGAUCAAUCUCGGAAGCAGCUGGGACGAAAUUCAUUGGCCGGAUAAUUGGACAGCUACAACGUCAGAUGGGAAGAAAAGCGCACAGUUUGAGGAAACACUACUAAUCACUGAGACAGGGGUAGAGAUCUUGACCGCUGGGAAACCCAGAGUUUUGUAGCACUUUGGACUUAUUGUUUACCAUUUGCAGAACCUUCUCUCAUAUUGUUUGCGUGGAUUUCCCGCUUCGCGCGAUUAUCGGACAGUAGUCUGGCUGUGCGUAUUUGUAUACCGAUGUGGUUGCGGAAGAUCAGCUGGCUUCGGAGGCACGACCAUUCGCUCGAUCAUGUGGUUGAUUUGGAUCUCUUAUCUGUAUUGCGGACCUAGGUGUCACUGGAACCCAAGGAACCCAGCUGGUGUAUGUAGGCGCACGGGUUGGGUUGUGGUGUCUUAUCAAUGUUUCUAUACUGCGAGCGCUUAUGAACGAAGAGCUCCGGGGGUUGAUCCGUUUUCGAAAGCCC
Heterobasidion irregulare TC 32-1 is the source of this 1487-nucleotide messenger RNA. Its product is annotated as Metallo peptidase M24A. Bases 8 to 1147 code for a protein of 379 amino acids. The transcript has 13 exons. NCBI's taxonomy places the organism in Eukaryota, Fungi, Basidiomycota, Agaricomycetes, Russulales, Bondarzewiaceae. Gene Ontology annotation, molecular function: metalloaminopeptidase activity. The record is from RefSeq and is a predicted model, not a curated record. Gene Ontology annotation, biological process: proteolysis.